AUGUCGUCGCCGCCUCCGGAUACAGAGACCGAACCCUCCCAAACUGAGCGAGAGCGCCUCGACCGUGAACACAAGGAAAAAGAAGCGAAAGAACAGGCGACCUUGCCGUACAAAUGGACACAGACAAUUGCAGAAGCCGAAGUCACAAUUCCAGUGCCUGUUGAGAUACGCGCGAGGGAUCUGGAGGUCGUUCUGACCAAGACCAAGAUCCGAGUUGCGUUGAAGGGCAAAGAACCCUUUAUCGACGGCUCAUUCCCACAUCCAAUCCAUGUCGACGAGUCCUCAUGGACCCUCGAGACCGUCUCCAGUCCUCCCGGCAAAGAAGUGUCUGUCCAUCUAGACAAGGUGAACAAGAUGGAAUGGUGGCCUCACGUUGUCACCACCGCGCCCAAGAUCGACGUCAGCAAGAUAACGCCCGAGAACUCUAAGUUGAGUGACCUGGAUGGGGAGACAAGAAGCAUGGUAGAGAAGAUGAUGUAUGAUCAGCAGCAGAAGGAGAUGGGGAAGCCGUCCAGUGAUGAGCAGAAGAAGGCCGAGAUGCUUAGGAAGUUCCAAGAACAACACCCAGAGAUGGACUUUUCCAAGGCACAGAUCGGUUAA
This is a messenger RNA of Nannizzia gypsea CBS 118893, 600 nucleotides long. Its product is annotated as nuclear movement protein nudC. Gene Ontology annotation, biological process: protein folding. The record is from RefSeq and is a predicted model, not a curated record. Gene Ontology annotation, cellular component: cytoplasm. Lineage: Eukaryota; Fungi; Ascomycota; Eurotiomycetes; Onygenales; Arthrodermataceae. The transcript is spliced from 3 exons. Bases 1 to 600 code for a protein of 199 amino acids.